GAGCUGACGACACAACUGGAGCGUCGCGACCUGAGAACUUUCUGAAGCACUUUUGAAUUGCUUGAAUUUAAACAACACCAUGGUGAGCAGCAGGAACUUUGCUACAGCAGCCUUUGUUCUUCUGGCAUUCCUCGUCGUCAGUGAAGGAAUGACUCUACGGAGUUUGGGAGUGGAACUGCACUGUCGCUGCAUCCAGACGGAGAGCACACCAAUCGGGCGCCACAUCGAGAAGGUUGAGCUGAUCCCUGCCAACUCUCACUGUGAAGAAACUGAGAUCAUUGCUACGCUGAAGAAGAGUGGAGAGGAAGUCUGCCUGGACCCCGAAGCUCCCUGGGUGAAGAGAGUCAUAAACAAAAUCCUUGAGAGCCGAAAACGCUGAACAAAGUAAAGAGCUGCAGCGAUUGCACAAACUUGAAAAAGUAUUUUGAAGAGAUAUUUAUAUAUAUUUAUAAAGCAGCUGAUGGAAUGCCAACAGUAUUAACUCAUGUUUUGUGACAUGUUAUUUAUUUAUGUUUUCUAACUUAUGUUGAAUAUAUUUAUUGUUGUACUUUUAUAAA
Messenger RNA from Synchiropus splendidus (mandarinfish), 557 nucleotides. Its product is annotated as alveolar macrophage chemotactic factor-like. The transcript is spliced from 4 exons. Bases 80 to 379 code for a protein of 99 amino acids. The record is from RefSeq and is a predicted model, not a curated record. Gene Ontology annotation, biological process: neutrophil chemotaxis; cellular response to lipopolysaccharide; antimicrobial humoral immune response mediated by antimicrobial peptide. Gene Ontology annotation, molecular function: CXCR chemokine receptor binding; chemokine activity. Lineage: Eukaryota; Metazoa; Chordata; Actinopteri; Syngnathiformes; Callionymidae. Gene Ontology annotation, cellular component: extracellular region.